AUGCAGCGGAGUCCGGAGUCGCCGCUCAGCGGCCAGCCCCGGGGAAGCCGCCCGCGGGGCGGCGGCUCCGGGCCCGCCGGGCCGCGGCGCGAUGCGCGUCCUCCCCGCGGUGCGCGCCCUGGCGCCGGCCCUGGCCCUGGCGCUGCUGCUGCUGCCCGCCGCGCCCGCCGGCGCCGGCCCCGCCUGCUGCCCGGCCGGCCUCACGUGUGUGCCGGACAGGAGCUGAGCCUGGUGGGUCACCGGCAGCCCUGCGUGCGGGCCUUCAGCCGGGCGGUGCCCGUGUGGAAGCCAGGCUGCGGGCGGCAGGCGUGGUGUGCGGGCCACGAGCGCAGAACCGUCUACUACACGGGCUACCGGCUGGUGUACGCCGUGGAGACGCAGACCGUGCUCAGGUGCUGCCCAGGGUGGAGCCAGCUGCCCGGCGACCAGGGCUGUCUGUCCCCCCGGUGCAGUGCCGGCUUCUGUGUGAACGGUGGACGCUGCCUGUCCGGCUCGGCCCCCCGGUGCCGCUGUCCCCCAGGCUUCCGGGGCCCUCGCUGCCAGCACGAUGUGGAUGAGUGCCAGACGCACAACGGCGGCUGCCAGCACAGCUGCGUGAACACGCCCGGCUCCUACCUCUGCCAGUGCAAACCCGGCUUCCGGCUGCAUGCGGACGGCAGGACCUGCCUGGCCGUCAACUCCUGCUCCGUGGGCAGCGGCGGCUGCCAGCACGAGUGCGUCCAGGUCACGGCCACCCAGCACCGCUGCCAGUGCCGGCCCGGCUUCCAGCUCCAGGACGACGGCAAGCGCUGCGCGCGGAGAGACCCGUGUGCAGACCGGAACGGCGGCUGCAUGCACACGUGCCAGGCCCUCCAGGGCGUCGCCCGCUGCCAGUGCCACGCCGGCUACCGGCUGGCCGCCGACCGCAAGGCCUGCGAAGACGUGGACGAGUGCGCCACGGGGCUGGCCCAGUGCGCCCACGGCUGCCUCAACACACGGGGGUCCUUCAAGUGCGUGUGCCACGCAGGCUACGAGCCGGGUGCUGAUGGCCGGCAGUGCUACCGGAUCGAGAUGGAGAUUGUGAACAGCUGCGAGGCCGGCAAUGGCGGCUGCUCCCACGGCUGCAGCCACAGCAGCGCGGGGCCCCAGUGCACCUGCCCCAGCGGCUACCAGCUGGACGCUGACCAGAAGACCUGUGUGGACGUGGACGACUGCGCCGCCGCGCCCUGCUGCCAGCAGGUCUGCACCAACAGCCCCGGCGGCUACGAGUGCGGCUGCUACGCCGGCUACCGGCUCAGCCCCGACGGCUGUGGCUGCGAGGACGUGGACGAGUGCGCCUCGGGACGCGGCGGCUGCGAGCAGGGCUGCGUGAACCUGGCCGGCUCCUUCCGGUGCGUCUGCGAGCCGGGGUACCGGCUGGACGAGGACCGCAGGGGCUGCACCCCCCUGGAGCUGCCCCAGUUGGACCUGGACGGCCAGCUUCCCCUCGUGCGGGCCCUCCCACACAUCGCGGUGCUCCGGGACGAGCUGCCCCCCCUCUUCCAAGAUGACUACGUGGGGGCCGAGGAGGAGGAGGCGGAGGCCCGGGGCGAGCACACGCUGGAGGAGAAGUUUGUGUGCCUGGACCAGUCCUUCGGCCGGGACUGCAGCCUGACCUGUGACGACUGUCGCAGGGGCGCCUGCCUCCCGGGGCUGGCCGGCUGCGACUGCCCCGCGGGCUGGACCGGGCUCGUCUGCAACGAGACCUGCCCUCCCGGCACCCACGGGAAGAACUGCAGCUUCUCCUGCUCCUGUCAGAACGGCGGCACCUGCGACCCCGAGACGGGCGCCUGCCGCUCCCCGGGCGUCGGGGGAGCCCACUGCGAGGACGGCUGCCCCAAGGGCUUCUACGGCCGGCUCUGUCGCAAGAAGUGCCACUGUGCCCACCGUGGCCGCUGCCACCGCCUCUACGGGGCCUGCCUCUGCGACCCAGGGCUCUACGGCCGCUUCUGCCACCUGGCCUGCCCGCCGUGGGCCUUCGGGCCGGGCUGCUCCGAGGAGUGCCAGUGCAAGCAGCGGAACACCCGGGCGUGUGACCGGCGGGAUGGCCGCUGCGCCUGCAAGGCGGGCUACCGGGGCGAGCAGUGCCAGGACGAGUGCCAGCCGGGUUCCUUCGGGCCGGGGUGCCAGCACACGUGCGCCUGCCCCCCGGGCGUGGCCUGUGACCCAGUCAGCGGCGCGUGCUGGGAGCAGUGUCCUGCUGGCCACCAGGGGAAGGACUGUGCCCAAGAGUGCCCCGCGGGGACGUUUGGUGUGAACUGCUCGGGCUCCUGCUCCUGUGCGGGAGCCCCCUGUGACCGGGUCACCGGGCAGUGCCUGUGCCCACCAGGGAGGACGGGGCUCGACUGCGGGGCAGACUGUCCCGAGGGUCGCUGGGGGCUCGGCUGCCAGGAGAUCUGCCCGACGUGUGAGCACGGGGCCACCUGUGGACCCGAGGACGGCGCCUGCCGCUGCCAGCCCGGCUACGUGGGCAACCGCUGCCAGGACGUGUGCCCCGCGGGCUGGUUUGGGCCCGGCUGCCUGCUGCCGUGCUCCUGUGCCAACGACGGGCUCUGCCACCCUGUGACCGGGCACUGCAGCUGCGCCCCUGGGUGGACCGGCCUCAGCUGCCAGAGAGCCUGUGACGGCGGGCGCUGGGGACCUGACUGUAGCCACAGCUGCAACUGCAGCAGCGGCCGCGGGAGCUGCGACGCGGUCAGCGGCCGGUGCCUGUGUGAGGCCGGCUUCGUGGGCCCGCGGUGCGAGCAGCGGUGUCCCCAGGGCCACUUCGGGCCCGGCUGCGGGCGGCGGUGCCGGUGUGAGCACGGGGCCGCCUGUGACCACAUCAGCGGGGCCUGCACCUGCCCGCCCGGCUGGAGGGGGACCUUCUGCGAGCGCGCCUGCCCGGCCGGCUUCUUCGGACUGGACUGCCGCAGCGCCUGCGACUGCUCCUCGGGGGCCCCCUGCGACCCCGUGAGCGGCUCCUGCCUCUGUCCCGGCCGCCAGGGCCCCCGCUGUGCCCAGACUUGCCCGGCCCACACCUACGCCAACUGCAGCCAGGCCUGCUCCUGCUUCAACGGGGCCUCGUGCAACCCCGUCCACGGGCAGUGCCGCUGCAGCCCGGGCUGGACAGGGCCCACCUGCCGGCAGGCCUGCCCCGCGGGCCUGUACGGCGAGGACUGCCAGCUCCCCUGCCUCUGCCAGAACGGCGGCAGCUGCGACCCGGUGUCAGGCCGCUGCACGUGCCCCGAGGGCUGGACUGGCCCGGCCUGUGAGCAGGAGUGCCGCCCGGGGAGCUUCGGAGCCGGCUGUCAGCACAGCUGCAGGUGCCUCCACGGCGGCCUCUGCGACCAGCACACGGGGCGCUGCCUCUGCCCAGCCGGCUGGACGGGGGACGCGUGCCAGAGCGCCUGUGCCGAGGGCACGUUUGGGGUUCACUGUGAGGAACGCUGUGACUGCCGGCGGGGAGGUGCCUGCGACCGCGUCUCCGGGGACUGCCUCUGCCCCCCGGGGUGGAGGGGCUUGCGGUGUGAGCACGCCUGCCCGCCUGGCUGGUUCGGGAUGGACUGCGCCCAGCGCUGCCAGUGCCCCCCUGGUGCCGCCUGCCACCAUGCCACUGGCGAGUGCCGCUGUCCCCCUGGCUUCCUCGGACCCGGCUGUGAGCAGCCCUGCCCUCCCGGCACCUUUGGGGAGAGCUGCAGCCAGAGGUGCCGGUGUCCCGGCGAGAACCAGGCCUGCCUGCCCGCCUCCGGGGCCUGCGUGUGCGCUGCCGGCUUCCACGGCCCCAGCUGCGGGCAGCGGUGCCCUCCUGGGCAGUUCGGGCCCGGCUGCGAGCAACAGUGUGGGUGUCUGAACGGCGGCUCCUGUGACCCGGCCUCGGGGGCCUGCCUUUGUCCUGCGGGCUUCCUCGGAGCUGACUGCAGCCUCACCUGUCCAGCAGGCCGCUUUGGCCCCGGCUGUGCCCAUGUGUGCUGGUGUGGGGAGGGGGCAGCCUGUGACCCCGUGACGGGCACCUGCACCUGCCCCCCAGGGAGGACCGGCACCCACUGUGAGCAAGGGUGCCCCCAGAACCGAUUUGGCGCGGGCUGUGAGCGCGUGUGCGCCUGCAGAAACGGGGGCCUGUGCCACGCCGCGGACGGCAGCUGCUCCUGCGGCCCCGGCUGGACAGGGCCGCACUGCGGACAGGCCUGCCCGCCCGGGCGCUACGGGCCCGCCUGCCGGCUGGAGUGCGCCUGCCGGCACAACCACACCUGCGAGCCCGCCUCGGGCGCCUGCCGCUGCGGCCGCGGCUUCUACGGCCCCGCCUGCGAGCACACCUGUCCCCCCGGCUUCCACGGCGCCGGCUGCCGCGGGGCCUGCGCCUGCCAGCACGGGGCCCCCUGCGACCCGGUCAGCGGCCGCUGCCUCUGCCCCGCCGGCCUCCGCGGCGACCUCUGCGAGGCGGGCUGCGAGCCCGGCUCCUUCGGGGACGCCUGCCGCGGGCGCUGCGACUGCCGGGGCGCGCCCUGCGACCCCGCUCCCGGCCGCUGCCUCUGCCCGCCCGGGCGCACGGGGCCCGCCUGCGGCCUCGACUGCAGACGCGGCUUCUUCGGGCCGGGCUGCGCCCUGCGCUGCGACUGCGCGGGCGGGGCGGACUGCGACCCCCGGAGCGGGCAGUGCCGCUGCCUGGACGGCCGCGCGGGGCCCUCGUGCCGGCAGGGGGGGACCCCCCAGCUUCCUGAGAGCUCAUCCCCAGCCCCGGGCCCAGGGACCUCACAUCCUGGUGCCCUCGGGCCAGCACCCGGGCUCAGCAGCAGGGCCUCGAAGCGCUAGCUCAGAGACAGCCCCGUGAGGCCCCGAGACACCUCCCGAGAGCGCCCAGGGACCCAGAGCUUUGGCAGCAACUGAGGAAGGACACUUGGGCCAGGAGUCUGGUCCUGCCUGUCCCCGGGCUGUGGACAGCCGCGGCCUCUGGCUCGGCCGGAUGGGCUGAGCACAAGUGGACCCAGCGAGUAGACUCUGCUCCGGCUGCCCUGGCCGCAGCCGCGCCUCCCCGGUUCUGGAGGGAGUGCAGGCGCGGGGUGCCCGCGCUCCAGCGGGUUAUUCUGGUGCUAGGCCUGGAACUGCCGCAGCCCUGUCGCCUGCAGACAGGGCCGGGCCCGUGUCCAGGUGCUCACAGGCGGCCCACAAGCCCGUGGUGCCUGCCCGGGACGCCCCGACUCGGGGCUGCGGGGCCCGGGGCCCGGGGCGGGUUCCUGUGCCGUGUGAACAGUAAGUUAAGAAAGGAGCCGUGGCUUCCUCGUGGCCGAGUGUCGCUGUGUGUGGUCUCGCCAAGGUGGCCCCGGGCGCCGCCGUGGCCCACAGAAACCCCAGCUGGGGAGACCCCCGCCCUGCCCUCUCAACCCUGCUCCUCCCUGGGCUGGGGGGUGUCACGUAGGUAAACUCGGGGCUUAUCCGGGCUCCUGUGCUCCAGAGAGACCCUAGGGCUGCCCUGGCAGAGGCAGGUGGACCCCAGAACAAGCUCAGGAAGGGGGACCGCAGAGCCUGCUGGCAGGGGCAGGACCCCAGGGGGAGGCCAGCCCUGGGCACCCAGCUCCUGGCCUCAGGGCAGAAACAAGGGGUGGGUGCCUGUGGGGAGGGUUGAACCAAAUGGGCACGUGGGCCCCUGCUGUGAGGCUCUGCCCCUCCUCCCCCGGGA
Molecule: messenger RNA, 5674 nt
Organism: Talpa occidentalis (Iberian mole)
Lineage: Eukaryota; Metazoa; Chordata; Mammalia; Eulipotyphla; Talpidae
Gene: MEGF6
Product: multiple EGF like domains 6
Molecular function (GO): calcium ion binding; protein binding
Source: RefSeq, a predicted model, not a curated record